Messenger RNA from Conger conger (European conger), 3582 nucleotides. It is a transcript of the gene samsn1b, whose product is annotated as SAM domain, SH3 domain and nuclear localisation signals 1b. Bases 731 to 1732 code for a protein of 333 amino acids. NCBI's taxonomy places the organism in Eukaryota, Metazoa, Chordata, Actinopteri, Anguilliformes, Congridae. The transcript has 9 exons. Gene Ontology annotation, molecular function: protein binding. The record is from RefSeq and is a predicted model, not a curated record.
GUGAAUAUAGCGGCUGAGUCUUCUUCACACUGUUCUUUAGUGGGACUGCAAAUGAGCAAAUCACCUACAUUACAUUACAUUACAUUACGUGGCAUUUAGCAGACGCUCUUAUCCAGAGCGACGUACAACAAAGUGCAAAUCAAUCACAAGAACAAGUGCAAAAGUAGACCUGAGAGGACAGUACAGUUCCGAGUCCUAGUGUAAACAUACAGAAAUUCAGAACCCUUGAAGAGUACAAUCAACAUUCAAACUAGCAUACCACUGUUGGCAGCUAGAAUACAACAACAGCCAAUAAAAAGAACAAUACCUAUACAAGUAACAAUAUCUAUACAUAAGUGCCAUUACGGUCUAAGGCUAAUCACAGUGAUUGUGAGUUGGGGAGGGAAAGGUGUAGCCUGAAGAGAUGGGUCUUCAGUCUGCGCUUGAAGGAGGUCAGAGACUCUGCCGUUCUGACAUUCACCGGGAGGUCAUUCCACCACCGUGGGACCAGGACAGACAGCAGUCGUGAGCGUGAAGUGCAGGUGUGGCGAGGGGGAGGCGCCAGACGGCACGAAGUGGCAGAACGGAGGGGUCCCACGGUAUUGAAAGGUUAUCAAGGUGAGUCCCUUUACUAUGGAGACAGGAGGGUCAUGCUCAUGAAGGAGGAGAAUGUGGCCCUGCUGACUGAGGCCCAUGCAGGCCAUUUCAGAUGCAGGAGAAGAUCACUCCCAGGUUUUAUUGACGUGGUAUCAUGCAGGACACCUUGGAUUGGCGAUCAACCAGCUUUGGGAGAUUUGAUGUUUUCAGGAAUCAGCCAUCCCCAAUCAAGCCAGAGGAAAAUGGAGAGACUCUGCCUAUUGAUGGAGAGUCUGGAAUUCAAAGCUGUGGUCAGAGUAAACCUGACAGCAUUGGAAAGAAAAUGAAGGCCAUCUCCAUGACUAUGCGCAAGACGAUGGGCAGGAAGUAUGUGAAAGCUCUCUCAGAGGAAAUGGGUGUUGGCAUGGACCACAAGGGGGAGGCAGAGGGAAGCCAUUCCCUGGGAAAUGGUUCCAGGAGGAACAGCAACUCCCUGGAAAGCAUCAACAGUGGUCAGAGCUCCUCCAGUGGUGCCACCAGUGGGUCUGAUAGGUCCAACACAGAUAGCCUGAGACUGGAGGAGGAUGUCCCAUACACAGGACAUUUCUGCGGGAGAGCCAGAGUCCACACUGACUUCGUCCCAAGCCCAUACGACGCAGAUUCCCUCAAGCUCAAGGUUGGGGACUUAAUCGACAUCAUCAGCAAGCCACCCAUGGGCAUGUGGACAGGCAUGCUCAACAACAAAGUUGGAAAUUUCAAAUUCAUCUAUGUUGACAUUAUCGUAGAGAAAGAGGCCGAACCCGAAAGGGUACGACCACAGAGGCAGAGCACGCACCUCAAACCAAAGACGCUCCAGGGGUUGCUGGAAAGCCUUCAUUUAGAGGAGUACACCUCAUCACUGCUCAUCAAUGGCUACCAGACAGUAGAGGACCUGAGGAAUUUGAAGGAGAAACAUCUAAUUGAGUUGAAUAUGACCGAUCCAGACCACAGGCACCAGCUACUGGCCGCUGCAGAGUGUGUCAUUGACAAAGAGACACAAGGUGAAAAUGAAACAGACAGCAACCCUGAAGCUGAAUCCCAGUCAGACAAUCUGAAGUUGGAUGAUGACUGCCCAAGAGACUCCGACUGCUACAUAACGUCCUCAGACAAUGGGAGGGAAGACACAGAAAGCCACUGAUCAACCCCGACAUACAGCAACCCCAUGUUACCAUUUCCUCUUAAUCUAAAAUGCAUUACAUAAUGGCUCUCACUCUCAGGGUAAUUCAGGUCCAAGUGGUUCAAUAAAGUGUACAUAGGAACUGAAGAGGGUAGGAGAGCCAGGCAAUGAAACCUACUGUAGGAAGUAAGGGGAAACAGCCUCUACUGCUCAUAAUAGUUUGCAACCCAUUCAAUUAAAUUCAUAAAAUGAAGCUGAUUUAAGAACCAAGAAAAUCUAAUCACUCAGUUAUUUGUGAUCAUAAAUGUUAUUAUAUGUAGCAGUUUGUGAAACGUUAGCCCCGUUAGCCAGUACAAUUACAGGUCUACAUCUAUAGCAAGUCCAAAUCCUGUAAUUACGCACAUUUGUAUAUUAAUUCUGCUAUGUGAUUGUUCCUAAACUGUCCAUCGCCUAAAUAUGACACAUUAUACCUUGCUGGAAAGGGUAGGAAACCCUGUACAAGAAGCUUUAGUUUGGUACUGAAAUGACCUAGCAAUGCAUUUACGCAACAAUAACAAAUUGUUCCUAGAAGGCUUUUGCUUGGGUAUAGUCCCGGCAAAAACAGGUUUCUCGAAAAUGGCUGAAUGGAUUAUGAAAUAAACGUAGUUAACCAACGUUAGUCAGAAAACAGUUGUAGCUUCAUAACCAGGUGGGAUAUUUGGUUCCAUAAAUAUGUUUGUCUCAAAUAAUUUGCAAAACAAGCCAGAAAUAUGUCGGCAGGACAUGGAAUGAAAGUAGGCUAAAGUGAGAAAAAAAGGGUUUAUUCAAGCAACUUCUGAAUUUUAUAUUUUUGUUCUUAUAUUGGAACAUGAUUUUUUGAUACAGAGAAAUGGUUUAAAAAUGCCUUUUAUUGUCUGAAUCUGUGACUUAGCCCAAUCAACUGUACAUCGCUCUGGAUAAGAGCAUCUGCCAAAUGGCAAUAAUCUAAAUGUAAUGUAAUGUGACUAGAUCAGGGUUGUAAACCUUAAGUGUGGCAUGGGGGAGCCUGCUGUUUUAUUGCCCUGCAUUGCAAAUAAGGGGAAGUAACUGUUAAGAAUCUAAACAGCUGUUAGCGGAGACUUGUUAACAAUCUGGCAUCGCCGUUUUGCGGUUUUCUUACAACACAGUUUUUUGUAUGACAUAAAUAUAAACACAACAAUAAUUUGUGACGUCGACGACUCAACCACAAAUGGACAGAUGGGUUAAACAUUUUCACAAUCUGCUUUUCAUAUGAAAUGUAUAAUGAUUUGUUAAUACAAUCAAACAAAAUACAAUCGGGGAAGUUUUAAUUUGCCUUCAAUAGCAUGACAUUCACUUUCAUGGUGAGCUCCAUACUGUAUGUUUUGUUUUUGUUUUAUACCUUAGUGACCAGACUCACUGACUAGGCGACAUAUCGAAUGGCUCCAUGUCUGGCUAGGUUACAAGAGUGCAACCAAGGCUUGGGGAAAUGGCAAGGACUAUUUUGCCACUUUUUUAUAUUUUAUUAUCCAUGCUGUAGUGUCCCGCAUGUGCAUGUGCCUUUAUGAGAGACAGUGUUAAGUUAUUUUAAAAAGCCUUGAGAGUCAUUUUACUCAAACAAUGAAUACACAGUAAAAUAAAUACACUGAGCCAUCGGUAAAUGCUGUAUAUAAAAUAACAAGACACAACAAGGUGACUGUACGCAUGCAUACAAUAUUGGUCUGUGUAGCUCUGAAUCUGUUCACCUUCCUCUUACCAAUACUUUAUGUUGCAAGCUAUGUUUUUACCAUUGCCUGACUUACUGCCCUUAAAAUUGAAUAUUGAAUAUUUUAAAAUAAAGGUUUGAAUUUAAUGCAUUUAAUGUACUUUGUAAUAAAAAAUACAUAUAACCCAAA